GCAGCAUCCGAACACGCGCGCACGCGCUCUAGCCUCCAUCUCUAGUUCAAUGCGAGAACGUCUUUUCGCGCAAUACAUCCUCUUACCUGCGGUUUUGCUACGGACCUUGUAAAUAAACAGUGACUUAUCGUUUUCGUGAUUUAGUAACAGUUUAGCAACCAAAACUCUUGCGAGUGAGCGAAUCUCGUGGUCAAGUGGUGAAAUGGCCAUCGGUUGUGGAUCGAUCCAGUGUCCCAGUGGCCUCUAGGACAGAUGAUGGUUGCGGACAGCACGGAUGGCUGUGACGCCGCCAUGUGAACCUCCCAGUGUCAGGUACCUCAGUAUGCGGCCCGCUGCUGUCCUCACCCUUCUGGAGUUCCUUGUAGUCACCCUCACACACACUUCUGCCUCUCCCGAAACGACCAAGAGCACCCUGGACCGGUUAGCCAACGUAACCCAGACAAUUUCCCGCCUUCUGGACGGAUACGACAUAAGACUCAGGCCAAACUUCGGAGGGGAACCUCUUUACGUGGGAAUGGACCUUACCAUCGCCAGUUUUGAUUCAAUUAGUGAAGUCAACAUGGACUAUACAAUCACAAUGUACCUCAACCAAUACUGGAAGGAUGAAAGACUUGCGUUUAGCAACAAUGAUGAAGUUCUCACUCUAUCUGGGGACUUUGCUGAGAAGAUCUGGGUCCCCGACACAUUCUUUGCCAAUGACAAAAAUAGUUUCUUGCAUGACGUAACGGAACGUAACAAAUUAGUCCGACUCAACGGAGACGGCAGCAUCACCUAUGGAAUGCGGUUCACUACUACUCUGGCUUGUAUGAUGGACCUGCACUACUACCCCCUGGACUCUCAGAACUGCACUGUGGAGAUAGAGAGUUACGGGUACACAGUGACAGACGUCGUGAUGUAUUGGAGAACCACUCCUGUCAGAGGGGUCGAGGAAGCGGAACUACCACAGUUUACAAUCAUCGGCUACGGCACCAACGACCGCAUUGAGAAGCUGGCCACCGGCGCCUACCAGCGACUCAGUCUCAGCUUCAAGCUCAAGAGGAACAUCGGCUACUUCGUGUUCCAAACUUACCUGCCUUCCAUAUUGAUCGUGAUGCUCAGUUGGGUUUCUUUCUGGAUCAACCAUGAAGCCACGAGCGCUCGAGUGGCUCUGGGAAUAACCACAGUGUUGACCAUGACAACUAUAAGCACGGGAGUGCGAAGCUCACUGCCCAGAAUAUCCUACGUCAAGGCAAUUGACAUCUACUUGGUCAUGUGCUUUGUGUUUGUGUUUGCUGCUCUGCUCGAGUACGCAGCUGUCAAUUAUACUUACUGGGGCGCUCGGGCGAAGAAGAAGUCCAAGAAAACGAAAGAAGCCGAGGAGACGACAAGAAAACCGUCUAUCCCAGGUACCAAAGCAGUAGGCAGUACAGUCAGUGAUGGCUACGCUGGAGGUAGUACAGGAGACGAAAUAAUAGAACUACAAGACAUCCGAUUGUCACCAAUACCGUCGAUUCGUAAUCGCCACAAUAGUGCAAGGUUCUCCACAUCGUCUGGCAUGGUGUUAGAUGACCCCGCUAAGUUUCCCCCGAGUUUCCGCAUGUCCAGGUCUGGCUACACAUUCCCCACCGCACGCCCCGGCUUGAGACUCCGCCAUCGCCCCAACACUCGUCCCCGGCUCCUACACGCAUUCAAACGGGGAGCGUCGGUCAUCAAGGCCUCCAUGCCUAAGAUUAAGGAUGUUAACAUCAUCGAUAAAUACUCCCGAGUAGUGUUUCCCGUCUCGUUUCUCAUGUUCAAUUUGGGCUACUGGGUGUUUUACGUGGUAUGAGGAUCUGCCGAAAGUCCGGCGGACAUUUAACAAGAACCUACUAGAGGGUUGUUAGAGGUAUUGCUCGGCUACUUCAAAAAAUCUUGAGAAGUAACUUUCAUUCCAGACAUUAAAACCUCAUCCAAGUUCGGAUAUCAAAGCUGCUGACACGAUUGUCAGUAAACGCAAAACAUGGAUGCUUUCAACGAAUUAAUUGUUUAGGCCUAUAUUAAGUUAGAACAAAUGAAUGUGAUAUCAUUUUAAACCAUAGUGAGCUGAAUUUUAUGGAUAUCCAUUUUACACUUGUGAUUAUAAAAAGUGAAGUUAUUUUUUGUGAACUUAAAUUUGACGCCGUAUACUUUAAAUAAAUGGACAUAGUUACCUAGAUGAAAUAGAUGUAGUUAUCGCUAGAAUAAGAACUGAUUUUCCUAUUAGAUUUAAACAUCGAGAAGAUAUAUGUAUAGUAUUUUUUUCUUUGUGAAUCUGAAAAAAGCUAAACCUGCAAAAGAGUUUAACACAGGUUUGGCAUUGGUUUUCCUAAAUAACAUGUUUUCUUCUUAAUUUAUGAAUUUGAAUUAAAGCCCAUCCAGGAUGAUGAAUAUUGUACGUUACGUUAUAUUAUAAACCAGGGUUAAUUUAAUUACA
Molecule: messenger RNA, 2431 nt
Organism: Macrosteles quadrilineatus (aster leafhopper)
Lineage: Eukaryota; Metazoa; Arthropoda; Insecta; Hemiptera; Cicadellidae
Product: gamma-aminobutyric acid receptor subunit beta-like
Exons: 10
Coding region: 275-1807 (510 amino acids)
Biological process (GO): nervous system process; chemical synaptic transmission; regulation of membrane potential
Cellular component (GO): GABA-A receptor complex; membrane; synapse
Molecular function (GO): extracellular ligand-gated monoatomic ion channel activity; neurotransmitter receptor activity; GABA-A receptor activity
Source: RefSeq, a predicted model, not a curated record